AUGAACGAGAUCGCCAAAACAUUUCGCGCCCUCCACCAACCAGGCAACCCCGUCCUCUUGACCAACGUCUAUGACGCGGCGACAGCAGCCACGAUUGCCUCACUGCCCACCGCCCCGGCCGUCGCAACAGCAUCCUACGCCAUCGCCGCCUCGAUCGGCAUCGACGACAAUGCGUUGACCAAAUCCCAGAACCUGACCGCCAUAGCCGCCAUCGCAUCCGCUAUCCGCGCUACGAACCCGCUAAAACCGCUUACCGUUGAUCUGCAAGACGGGUACGGUGACACGGCCGAGCUGGCCGAUACCGUCCGGAAGGUUAUCGCACUGGGGGCUGUAGGGUGUAAUAUUGAAGAUACGGAUGCGACGGGGGCCCUGCGAUCGCUGGAUGAGGCUGUCGAGCGCGUGCAGAUGGCGGUGCGCACGGCGGCGGAGGCGGGUGUUCCUGAUUUCGUGGUCAAUGCUCGGACGGAUGUGUUGGCAGGCGGGACGGUGGAUCAGGCCAUUGAGCGCGGGAAGGCAUUCUUGGGGGCUGGUGCCUGUACGGUCUUUGUUUGGGGGCCUGGUGGAAGGGGGGUCUCGGCGGAUGAGGUCAAGAUGUUGGUGGCUGCUUUGGGGAUGGUAAAUGUCAAGAUGAACCUGAAAGAGGGAUUCCUCGGUGUGCAGGAAAUUCGAGAAUUGGGUGUUGCGCGGAUCAGCGUUGGGCCUGAGCUGUGGAGAACUGCUAUGGAGGCUUUUACUGAAAAGGCCAAGAGUUUGUUGGCUCUGUGA
Penicillium olsonii is the source of this 765-nucleotide messenger RNA. Lineage: Eukaryota; Fungi; Ascomycota; Eurotiomycetes; Eurotiales; Aspergillaceae. The record is from the annotation of a GenBank genome assembly.